Molecule: messenger RNA, 2007 nt
Organism: Aspergillus nidulans FGSC A4
Lineage: Eukaryota; Fungi; Ascomycota; Eurotiomycetes; Eurotiales; Aspergillaceae
Product: Zn(II)2Cys6 transcription factor
Exons: 11
Coding region: 1-2007 (668 amino acids)
Biological process (GO): DNA-templated transcription; regulation of DNA-templated transcription
Cellular component (GO): nucleus
Molecular function (GO): zinc ion binding; DNA-binding transcription factor activity, RNA polymerase II-specific; DNA binding
Source: RefSeq, a predicted model, not a curated record
AUGCACUCGACGAGAACUAGGACGCGGUCUGGAUGUCUGCCAUGUCGCAGCCGUCGCAGGAAAUGUGAUGAAAGACGGCCACAGUGUCAACGCUGUGAAGCACGUGGAUACAUCUGUCAGUGGGGCCUGAAGGCCUCUUUUCAUCCCUCCCGUAGCCUCCGGUUAUCAACUCCCGAGAGGGCAGCCCUCCUAGCAAUCGAGAAGGGACGGCAAGAUCCCGCGACUGAUAUACAGAAUGAUGAUCCGAGGUCGUCGCUGGAGCCUUCCGCGCCCAUUAUAAUAGAUGAUACUGCAGAGGUAGUCAGGUAUUAUCGGGAGCCUUGCGAUGGUCUUUCACCGUGUGGCUCUGAUCCCCUACACGACGAGUCCCCGCUGCCUAAUGAGACAUGUCCGGGUAUCCCCCGGGCGGACCAUGUUCAACCCACGCUCAAUUUUGCCUCACAUGAUUCUGUCCGGGCGAACGCAAAUGCCAGAAGGUCGCCUGUUAACGAGGUCACUAUUGAAAGUUUGCUAUCCCCUACUCAGUCAGGUAGUAUAAGUGAUAUUGGUGAGAACAGGCUGCGACAAGGUGGUCCAGUACCAGUGCAGCAGCUGGGAGACAGUCCUAGUUCAUAUGCGCUGCCGUUUUCUUUAGGACUGGCUGCGUCUCGGAAUGCGUCAUGGUUGCCGGAGCCCUCGAUGCCCAUAACAAGCGAGGAAAGUGCCCGUUUGUUCUCGUUAUAUCUCUAUGAGACUGGGACUUGGUGUGAGACCACUGAUUCGGAGAGGCAUUUCACACUGAGCAGUGUCCACCAGAUGAUGGCUUCGAAAUCGUUCCUCGCAUCGGCUAUCGCAUUGGCAUCGCGACAACGGGAUGCCGUCCAGGACCAGCCAAGACCACUGACACUCGAGCUGUAUCAAUAUACAAUCCAACUCUUACUCCGUCAGGAUCCGGAUGAAGCAAGCGCAACCGUGUUGGCGACUUGCACUCUUCUUUGUGUCUACGAGAUGAUGGCGUCAUGCGUGUGGGAGUGGCGGCGUCACCUGAAGGGCUGCGCCAGUCUCUUGCAUUCUCGAAAAUGGAACGGUUCAUGUAGCGGCAUCGUAAAGGCCUGCUUUUGGGCCUUCGCUCGAAUCGACGUCUGGGCCGCCUUCAUUAGCGGCAAACGGCUUCUCAUUCCUACUGACUCGUGGGUCGAUAAUAGCUCCAUUCCGUUGGUAGCAGCCAAUGGCACGCUUGACGAUUAUUGCAACUUGGCAAUUCUCGUCUUUGCACGGAUCGUGAAUCUCCUAGCGGACGCCCAACUUAGCAAUAGGGAUAGCGAUCCUGCGUACUCUUCCGUCGGAAAACUCUGGGACGAACUUCAAGAGUGGUGGCGCCUGCGUCCCAAAGAAGCUUGUCCCCUACUCAGGGAGCCGUCGACGGCUACGAAUCCUUUUCCAACUGCGGUAUUUUCCCGGUCAUCUUCCAUUUGUGGUAAUACCUUUUAUCAUGCUGGCUCUAUUUUACUUCUUCAAUCUGGCUGCCUCAGGAGAAGAGUUGACGCGCCAGUCUCUGUAAUGGAUCCUGUCUGGCAUGCUCGUGAACUUGGCGGGAUCUCUGUUUCGAAUAUUUCACAGUAUGUGCCUCGCUGUUGCGCUCUGCGGAAAGAGCUGACCAGGUCCGCGGAAUACAGUCCUAACUGGGUCAAUCAAUUACAACCUCUUUAUAUUGCUGGCACGGCGUUUUCAGAAAAUCACGUGAGCUCCUUCCAAGACACAUCCGGACGUAACCAGUCCACGUGGAUUGGCUCUCACCUAGAGGUCCCUUGGGGCCGCCCGGUUCCUUCAGUGGCCGCAGAUAUGACCGAAAAGUAUGCCUCUGAGAAGAUCGCGCUUCUCAAGCAAUUGGCACGAAUUGAGUAUUGCCCAGCGAAUGACGAUUGGCCAAUGGCUCCCACUGCCGGAAGUGUUACAGGACUUUCUAAUCAAUACCACGUUACGAUGAUCUUGCUGGCUAGCAAGGGGGACAGCUAUUUGCAGAAGUAG